AUGUUGCUAACUGAUAAUCACGAGGAGCUCUGUAAAGUCUUGUCUUCAUUUGUUAUGGAAACGUGCAAGGAGGACGGCAAGGAAUAUACUCCUAAGUCAAUUUAUUUAAUGAUUGCUGGUCUUCAACGUGCAAUGAGGCAACAUAAAGGUCGUUCUUCAUCAUUUAAUAUUUUCAGUGACAGUCGUUUUGAAUUAUUUCAUAACAUUUGUGAUCACAAAUUUCGUACACUUCAUCAACAAGGUAUUGGUGCAAAGUCAAAGCAUGCCAAUGCUCUUACUGAUGAAGAAGCAAACAAGUAUCUGUGUUUGAGAGGAGGCAAUGAACAUCGCCUUCUUCGUUUUUCUCAAUUUAUUCGUGAAACUGCAACAGCUGAUGGCAAAGAAAGAGCAUGUUACAUAUACACAGAACAAGGGUCAAAAAAUCACAGUGGAGGAAUGGGUCAAUUGCAUCUUGAUAACAAAGUUGUGCAUCACUUUGAGGUUCCGGAGGAAGGCUCUCGAGAUUAUGUUCAUAUACUUGACCAGUACUUUGAGAAAGUUCCUAGAGAAGCUAUAGAAAAAGAUAACUUCUAUGUACGCUCAUUAUCAAGUAUAGUCGAAGGAAAGCCCUGGUUUAAUUCUGUUCCAAUUGGAAAGAAUAAGUUAUCUUCAAUGGUUAAGGAUAUGUGUGCUGCUGGGAGCAUUGACAGCAAUAAAACAAACCAUAGUCUUCGAUCAUUUGGUGUAACGACAAUGUUUAAGAAAAGCGUACCUCAGAAAUUGAUUCAGGAGAGGUCUGGCCAUCGAUCGUUAACCGCAUUAAGAGUAUAUGAAAAGAGUAAAAAUGAACAGUUACUAGAAACAUCUCGACUGCUAUGUGAUGGUGAUGUCAAAGAUGACGAUAGAAACGAGGAUGAAAGCAAAGAUGGUCCUAAAGUGAACCCGGCUAUGUUCAGUGGAUGCUCCUUCAGCAAUUGCACAUUUAAACUUGAUUAA
Messenger RNA from Amphimedon queenslandica, 975 nucleotides. RefSeq lists its product as uncharacterized. Gene Ontology annotation, molecular function: DNA binding. The record is from RefSeq and is a predicted model, not a curated record. Lineage: Eukaryota; Metazoa; Porifera; Demospongiae; Haplosclerida; Niphatidae. Bases 1 to 975 code for a protein of 324 amino acids. The transcript is spliced from 2 exons. Gene Ontology annotation, biological process: DNA integration; DNA recombination.